UAUUCUUACCCAUUGAAUGGCCUUAUAUUCUUAUACCCUUAUCAAAUUUGCUUGUGUUUUAGCGGUAUCUUAUUCUUAAUGUGCCAUGCUGGCACCAUUUCAUGAUCAUGCCCUGUCUGCAUGUUAUUCACGUGUUCUAUAGAUGAAAACGAACAUGGCUACCCCAAGUUUUGCGUUUUGAAGAUGUUCGAUGCUGGGACUGGACUUGCUUUAUAUCUUGAAUAAAAGCUUAAAUUUUACAUUCUUGUAACGAAGUAACUAUGAAUUAUUUUGGACGUCUUGUGAACGGAAUUCGCGGUUAUUACAGCGAAAUAAAUUCUGCAACGUUAACUGGUGCAAUUGACGUAAUUGUCGUACGACAAUCGGACGGUUCUUUUGUUGGAUCUCCUUUUCAUGUUCGUUUUGGAAAACUUGGUGUUCUUCGCAGCCGAGAAAAAGUUGUUGACAUCAGUAUUAAUGAUGAACCUGUUAUGGAUUUACACAUGAAACUGGGAGAUGGUGGUGAGGCUUUCUUUGUUAAGACAUGUGAAGCUGAGGAUGUCCCCCAAUAUCUCUGUACAUCCCCCAUUCCGGACACAGAUAGUCUCAUUAGUGAUGGGUUAGCAAAAAUGAAGAAACAAAUAAAGGAAAAUGAGGAGCAGGAGAAUUUUAAGGAUACCAUAUUAUCUCAGGACAAAGAUAAUGAAGAACCACAAAUUGAUUGUGAUCAUGAUAAUGAUAAUGUUGAUAUUGUGAACAACAUUAACAAGAAUCACAGCGAAUCCACUUUUAUGAAUAGGUCUAAAGUUAUUGCUAUUCCCAACAAGAAAUUAAAACCACAUUUUCAUCAAGCAUUGGAUGAUUUUUAUCCAUUGUCUGACCAUGAUACCCCCAUCAACACACCAAAAAAUCAAAGUCCGUCAAAAAAUGAAGGUGUAUUGUACACACCAAGAUAUUCAAGUGACACAGAAGUUGAUUACAAUGCUGAACACCAAGAGACAAAUUUUAAGGCAACAUGGAACUGGGGUCGAUUGCCAGAGGGCUUGAAUGACUUGCCAUGGGAGAGAAAGUCAAUUCCCGAACUGAAGAAAGAAGUGAAAAAAGUUCAAGGGAAACUGCCACACAAGAAGUACCAGGUCUGUGAUCAACAUCAUGGAAUUUAUUUACAAGAUUUAUUAAGUGCUGACGAGGAAAUAACUAGUCGUUAUCUUCAACGAAACACAAGACACCGCGAGAAAAAAAGUUCGCAUACACAUAGAAGAAAGACGAACAAAAAUAGAUCGCUUCCAACUUCGAAAAGCGACACGCAUCUGGCUCAAAUGGAUAAAGUUCAUAAUAUGACUAUGUUUAAAAAUAUUAAUUCCACCAUUGAUAACAUAAAGAGUGACUCAGAACUCUGCACUCGUCUUGAAAAAUCUUCCGAACUGGAAUCUCCCAUUAAAAGCAAUACUAUGGAGGAUGUCAAGAGUGACAUGGAUGGUUGUAAAAGUGAUGCUGACUCUGGUGUUGGCUCAUCAACCUCACCUUGUGAUGAGAAGAGCGAGGAUAGUGAAUACACGAACAUUGCUUUUUCUUUGUGUGGUGAAUUGAAACGAGGAAAAGUUUCUCUUGAACGUUUUAUGGCAUCUUUUGUAAGUUUUGAAGACUUUUCAAAAGAACCAACACAAAUUCUUUCCAAUCCUAAACUUGUAAUACGUAUCAAUGACAGAUAUUACAAUGCCAGUGUUGCUGUUCCGUUAUUGAUAAGUUCAAUUGUGUACCAACGACGUUUACCAAAGAUUUGCAUCGACUCUCUUGAGAAGGAACAUAUGCCAAAGAAAACCAAACGACGGGGAUAUUCUUCGUGGUUUUCGUGGCGCUCCCCUCCGGAACAUAACGACAGUACAGAUGAAGAAUCCGAAAGAAAUGUAUAUAGCAGAGACAAUAAGAUAGCUGAAACCGAAAAUAUUUCACACACGGAAGCUGUAGAACUUUCGUCACAUGACCAAUUGGAGAGUGGUGGAGAAACAGAUUUAAAUUUAGAAACUACGGCAACAGAGACUUAUAAAAAAGUGUUAGAGCUCUCCUCAGAACAGCUGGCGAGUUUAAAUCUUAAAGACGGAGCUAACGAAGUGACGUUUUCUGUGACAACCAAAUAUCAGGGCACGGCGAAAUGCACGGCAUCAAUUUUUCUCUAUGAUUAUAAAGACAAGAUAAUUAUCUCGGACAUUGAUGGUACUAUAACGAAGUCUGAUGUUUUGGGACAUAUUUUACCGGCAAGCUAUUGGGCGCAGUCUGGUGUGGCAAAGCUUUUCAGUUUCAUUCAAAAGAACGGUUAUAAGUUUAUGUAUUUAUCGGCGCGUCCCAUUGGCCAGGCUGAAUUAACGCGACAGCAUUUGAAAAAUGUUGUACAGGAGAAUCUUAGUUUACCCAAUGGUCCACUCUUUUUGUCUCCAAGUUCUUUGAUCAAAGCUUUUCACAGAGAGGUAAUAGAGAAAAGACCUCAAGAUUUUAAGAUACCAUGUCUUAGGAAUAUUCGUAAACUGUUUCCAUCCACUAGAGAGCCUUUUUUUGCUGGCUUUGGCAAUAGAAUGAACGAUGUUUUGUCGUAUCGUGCUGUUGGUAUUCCUCUUCAAAGAAUCUUCACGGUAAAUCAUAAGGGUGAAGUGAAGAAUGAAUUCACCAACGCUUUUCAAUCGUCCUAUACUGAGUUACAACAUCUCGUUGAUCAAAUCUUUCCUCAUUACCUUGAGGCUACAAGCCUCGUGGCGUCAGAUCAAUUUAGCUCAUUUACAUAUUGGAGAACUCCGCUGAGCAAUGUGGAGGAUUUUGAAUCUUAUGAGCAAUCGUCAUCAGUGGUGGAGGGUGAGACAAGCAACCAAUAAGGUGUGAGAUAUCUUUUUGCUGAGUUGCGUAAAAUCUUAUUAAUACUACCCAAUCAUCACAGGUCGUGUAAUCUUCGAAACAUUAUAUCGAUAGUAAAGUUGUCGACAGUAGAGAAAAUUUGAUAUGGUUUAUUUUGUUAAUAAUAAAUGAUAAAACAGUAUGAAAAAAUCUAAAUAUUUAAAAUUGAUAUAUAUUUAAGUAUUUCAUUGAAAGGUUGUUUGUACAUUGUCUUCAACAACGCAGUAGAGAAUGUAUUAUAAAUCCUUCAGUAAAAAUAUUAGAUUAAUUCAA
Messenger RNA from Xenia sp. Carnegie-2017, 3135 nucleotides. RefSeq names its product phosphatidate phosphatase LPIN3-like. Gene Ontology annotation, molecular function: phosphatidate phosphatase activity; transcription coactivator activity. Gene Ontology annotation, cellular component: nucleus. The coding region runs from base 261 to 2843 and encodes 860 amino acids. The record is from RefSeq and is a predicted model, not a curated record. The transcript is spliced from 23 exons. Gene Ontology annotation, biological process: fatty acid catabolic process; triglyceride biosynthetic process; positive regulation of transcription by RNA polymerase II. NCBI's taxonomy places the organism in Eukaryota, Metazoa, Cnidaria, Anthozoa, Malacalcyonacea, Xeniidae.